Messenger RNA from Myiozetetes cayanensis, 7603 nucleotides. RefSeq names its product R3H domain containing 1 (gene R3HDM1). NCBI's taxonomy places the organism in Eukaryota, Metazoa, Chordata, Aves, Passeriformes, Tyrannidae. Bases 400 to 3909 code for a protein of 1169 amino acids. The record is from RefSeq and is a predicted model, not a curated record. The transcript has 28 exons. Gene Ontology annotation, molecular function: nucleic acid binding.
GACUGGAUUUCUUCCAUCCUGGACAAAGCAAAGCUCCCUAUCUCCAUCUACACUGCCCACAAGAAGGAGCUGGAACUCUUGAUGCCUAUUAGAGAAAUGGGAUUAAGUUGAGUGGAUGCUGUUCCCAGAAAUAUCUCUGCUCAGUUACAGGCGUUCCAAAGGGAUGUUCCUGCUGAUCCAAGACCACCCAGUUGUGUGCAGGACUCCACACCGGGGAUAGGGACAUGGGACUCCUCCUGCCAGCUCCCAGAUGGUUCAUUCCAACUGACAUCCUGCUCGACAGCUGGGGAAAGGAACUUCGGAUUAGUCUGCUUUAUCCUCGUGGAAGACCUCAAUCCCCAAACUGUAGGACAUAUCAGGUUCCCUAUUUCUUGUAGAAUUUUAAAAUAACCUUUUCUAAUGAGGAUGUCUGAUAUUCUCACUGUAAAAGAUGAAACUGAUGCAAUGAAGGGUUCAGAAGCUGAAUUUAAAGACACAGACCCCAUUGAAAACCUCCUAAAAUCAGGAAGUCAGGAGCAGAUCCCAGCGGAGAAGGAUGAGAACUGUCCUGAUAACAAGAACAAUAUGCCGCGGCCCCUGCAGUCCUUUGGACAGGCAGCAAAGAGGUCCAAGUCAAACACAAAGUUAAAGUUAGUUCGGAGCCUUGCUGUAUGUGAAGAGUAUCCACCACCUCCCACAGCUGAAAUAUCACAGGACCUCCAGGAGAAAAUUCAGAUCCAGUUGUCACAGUCCUUUGAAAAAGAAGAAAAACCUGCAAAAGAUGAAUCAGAAAAGGAAAAAUCCAGUGAUAAACUGUCCAGAAAAAUGUUAUCAAGAGAUUCCAGCCAAGAAUAUACAGAUUCCACUGGUAUAGAUCUUCACGAGUUUUUAGUAAAUACAUUAAAAAACAAUCCCAGGGACAGAAUGAUGCUGCUGAAAUUAGAACAGGAAAUUUUAGAUUUCAUUGGUAAUAAUGAAGUUCCAAGAAAAAAGUUUCCCCCAAUGACAUCUUACCAUAGAAUGCUGUUGCACAGGGUAGCUGCUUACUUUGGAUUAGAGCACAACGUGGACCAGAGUGGGAAGUCAGUCAUAGUAAAUAAAACUAGCAAUACAAGAAUACCUGACCAAAAGUUCUGUGAGCACAUAAAGGACGAGAAGAGCGAUGACUUCCAGAAGCGGUACAUCCUCAAAAGAGACAACUCCAGUUUAGACAAAGAUGACAACCAGAUGAGGAUACGAUUAAAAGAUGACAGAAGAAGUAAAUCCAUAGAAGAACGUGAAGAGGAGUAUCAGAGAGCUAGAGAAAGAAUAUUUGCACAAGAUUCCCUGUGUUCCCAAGAGAAUUAUUUCACUGACAAAAGAAUCCAGGAGGAAGAAGCUAAUAGUACACAGCAAAGAAGACAGAUACUUAGGAUCAAUAAGGAGACAUCGGGGAGAUCGACCAACAGCCACCAGAGCAGCACUGAGAACGAGCUGAAGUGCUGCGAGCCCCGGCCCUGGAGCAGCACCGACUCCGACAGCUCCCUGCGCAACCUGAAGCCGGCGGUGACCAAAGCCAGCAGCUUCAGUGGCAUCUCGGUGCUCACCAGGGGAGACAGCUCUGGCAGCAGCAAGAGCACGGGCAGGCUGUCCAAGACAGGUUCAGAGUCUUCUAGUAGUGUAGGGUCCUCCACGGGUUCUCUUUCCCACAGCCAGCAGCCUGUCCCGGUGCCAGCUCUAAGCCAGCCCUCUGCUGGCACUCCUGCCGUCUAUCCAGCUGCCAGCACUGGUAACUCCCUUGCCUUUGAUGGUGGCAUGAGUGGCCAAGUGGCACCUGCUGGCAGUAGCUUCUUUCUGCUUCCCUUGGAAGCGGCGGGCAUCCCGCCGGGCAGCGUGCUGGUCAACCCCCAAACAGGGCAGCCGUUCCUGAACCCCGACGGCACUCCAGUGGUGUACAAUCCUCCUCUGCCUCAGCAGCCUGCUCGGCCCCAAGUGCCUGGAGCUCCCCAGCAGCCUCCUCUGCCCAGCCCGGCCCAGCCCCAGCCCCCGGCCAACCCCGUCCUCUCACAGCCUCUGCGGGCUCUGCAGCCCUCGCAGCCUGUCCAGUACUCCGCAGUGUCCUUCCCACCCCCGCUCCUGCCAGCCUCCUCCACACAGCAAUACUCUGUGCAAGACAACCUGGGAUCCCAGUUCAGCCACCUGAGCCUGGCCCGGCAGCCCCCGGCGGAGGCAGCGGAGCCUCCCAGUGCCCUGUUCCAGUCCACGGUGGUGCUGCAGCCCCCCCAGCAGCCCGGCUACAUCCUCACAGCUGCUCCACCCCCUCCUCCCUCUGGCCAGCCCGUGUCUGCCCCGGGCUACUCCUCCAGCCACGCCGUCAGCCAGCCCGUGCUCCAGCAGCAGGGAUACGUGCAGCAGCCUGUGCCACAGAUGGCAGCGUGUUACUGUGCCCCCGGGCAGUACCCUCACUCCAGCCCCCAGUACCGGCCCGUGGCCGUGCACUACAACGCGCAGCAGAACCAGCCCCUGGCACAGCCCGCCCAGCAGACAGGUUACCAGAUUUUGCCCAACCAGCAGCAAAACUACCAGGGUUUAGUUGGAGUUCAGCAGUCUCAGAAUCAAAAUCUAGUCAGUGGCCAACACAACAACGUUGGGAAUCAAAUUCAAGGUGUGAUUGUUCCAUAUCCUUCAGUGCCAUCUUACCAGGUUUCGGUGCCUCAAGGUUCCCAAGCAGUGCCCCAGCAGACGUAUCAGCAGCCUGUCAUCAUUCCCAGCCAGUCCAACCAAGGAUUGCCCACCACAGGAAUGCCAGUUUACUACAGUGUCAUUCCAUCAGGUCAACAGAACAAUUUAAGUUCAUCAGUAGGAUAUUUGCAGCCUCCUGGAUCGGAGCAGAUGCAGUUUCCUAGAACAACAUCACCCUGCAACUCCCAGCAGCUCCAAGGACAGCAGUGUGCAGUUUAUAGCAACCACUCAAGUCAGAAGCCAUCACCUCCUACAUUAUUGCCACCUUCAUCCAAGUCAAAGCCACAACAGGCUGCUUCCCUUGUGCACUACAGCAUAGUGUCUCCACCCUCAUCAUGUAAAAGCUCACCCACUGCUCUGUCCAUCAUGCAGCCAAAAAAAGCGGUAGCGCCCCCUCCAGGCGGGGGGGUGGUGAUGAUGCAGCUCAACAUCCCCAGCAAUGCCCAGCCCCGGAACCCGUCCCCUCCGCAGAGGAAGCACAGCAAGUACUACUGUGACCACCCCCGGGGGCACAAGGCCACGGAACUCAGCACUUUAGACGGUGCUGCUCAGUUGCAGCACAGUCCUCAACUAGGCAGUCCUGUCACCUCACCGGCGCAGUCACCAGCACCAGCUCAGCUGUCCAACAUGAAGAACAUCCGUCCCACCUUAACACCUCUUUCUAUUGUGUCCCAGUUUUCUAGACCUUUUGUCCCUGCACAAGAUGCCAGAUACCCAUUGCUUGGCCAACCCCUGCAAUACAAUCCAUCUUUAUUACGAGGACAAGUAACAAGCCAACAGUGUCAGCCUGGGAACAGACAUGGGAACAGGGGAAAGAAACCAGCAAAGAAGGCUGCUUCAACAGACCUUGGGGCAGGAGAACCAGCUGCGGGGAAAGUGCUCGAAAUUACUGAGCUGCCGGAGGGCAUCACGCGGCUGGAGGCCGAGAAGCUCUUUGGGGACCUGCUGAAGGCGGGGGCGCAGAUCCGGUGGGUGCGGGACGCGCAGUGCCCGCGCUCGCAGCCCCAGCAGCGCCGCUCGGCCGGGGACGAGCCGGGCAAGCCCAGUGACUUGGCCUCCACCUACACCGUCCUGGCCGCCUUCCCCAGCGCGGCGGCGGCGCAGAGCGCGCUGAAGAGGCAGAGCGGUACCUCAGUGGGCAAGUUCAGGCUGAGGAGCAGCAAGAAGCACCACGAGCUGCACGGCCUGGAGAGGGCCAGCUCUCAGUAGCAGUUCCACCGCGGACACUCGGCCGUUCCUGCUUCCGUGUUCCCCCGCCCUGCGUUGGGUCGAUGUCACGGGGUCUCUGUUCCCUGCACGGAGACUCCUGGGAUGUCUCGUCUCACGACAUCUGCCGCUGAAGAAUGAAUUCCUGGUGAAUGCAGCAAGAUGAAGAAGAAAAGUUCCAGAGUUAAUCCCGGACAAUAGCAAGGAAUCAUCUUGGCGACAGGCAGCUUUCCAUGAGGAAUGCUGUGGAAAUGCCCCCUACUUUUAUAGUAGUUUUGUUUUAUAUUUUUGAAAUCUUGUAUCAGAUCCAAAGUUCUAUUGUACAGCAGAUGUUCAUAAAAAUCCAUAUGCAGAUUUGUAUUUUAUAAUCCCUUUUCACAGCCAGCACACAGCUGUCCAUUCCAAGGCAGGAACCUGAGGAUUGGUGGAGGGGAAAAGAGAACCAUUUUCAAGGAAUUACAUUCAUUUUCUAGCAAACUACCCCAAAUCUUCAAGUUAACCUGUUCUUCGUCCCUUGUGGUUUCCUUUUUCUUUUUCUUUGGGUUUUUUUUAAGGAAAAAAAAAUACCCUCUCAGUAACUAACUCCUUAGGUGUCAUUUUCCUUUGCAACUCACUCAAACAAUGUCAAAAGAAAUUACAAUGUUGUACCCUUGAAGGAUUUGCUUCUGAUCCAGCAAGUUUUAAUAAUCAUUUAAAGGGGAAUAUGAAUGGGUUCUAAAGAAUGUUCACUGAAUCACAUUUUAAUAUUUCUUUUUAGCAAAAGUGUGAAGAAACUAAAAUGUAUCUUCACAAGUGACAAAAUGUUUGCACUUUAAUUGUGUCCCCACCAGUAUGGCUCUCUCUCUCUCUUCCUUUUCACGCUAAGAUAAUUGUGUUUGAUAAGUGCUGGAAACCUUUUUAAUGGUUUAAGUUUUCAUCAUUUGCAGAUGCUCACUGGACAUGAAAGAUUCAUUGCACAUAAAUGAAACAAACCUUUUUUCAAUCUGUGUAAUUUGCAAGUCUGUACAAUGUGUGCUGAUGCAAGCCUUUUUCAGUUCAAGAGAAUAAAUGUUUACAAACACAAACCUUCCCAGUGCACUUGUUUAAACUUCUGGGAGCCUUCUGAGACCUGGAUGAACUCACAUCAAUACUUGGGACCCCUUCAAAUGUGAGAAAAGGACUUUAAAAUACUAGAAUCUUUUAAAGAACCCCUGUUGCUGUUCCUCCUCUUGAGUCUAUGUUAUCCUGCCCUCCAUCAUUUUUAAAUGUUUCCCUAUGUAAGUAAAAAAGAGAAAUUAUUCAGAUGCCCUAAGGGACUGCUCCUGGUUUUAUUUUUUAGCUCAGGCACUGGUUUGCUGCUGUAACUACUUGUUCAUUUCUUAAGGCUCUUGCUUUGUAAAAGGUGCAUUUGUAACUUCUGAAAGUGGGAACUCAAGAUAAACGUUGUGUUUAAAAACAUUUCACAGAGCAAAGGUAAAGAAUUAAGGUGCAAUAAUUUUCAUCUUUUAUACAAAAAAAUCCUAUCCCUGAGCGACCAAGCAAUCGUGAAGUGACAAGGACAGUCCUCUGCAUGUUCAACUCCUGAGUCCUUCAGGUGAAGUACCUGGAGGAAAGAUGAGAUACCUGAGCUGUCUGGGCAUGAUGCAGCCUCACAAACUGGGUUAUGAGACUUGAUUGUGGAAAAUGCUGUAACAACAGGUACUGACGUGACUGAAGGUAACUCAACUCAGAUCCUCCUCUGAAACAGAGGGGGAAUGUUGAGCUUCCAGCCCUGGCUGCUCUCCUAAAAGGAUGGCACUUGGCAUGAGAGUUCCUGCCUGCUGAGGGAUGUGUGUGUUGUUCCUGCAGGACUGCUGGAGUUCACUGCUCCCAGAGCCAAGGAUGGAAGAGCCCCAGCUUAUGCAGUUCCCCUGCUCUGAACAACAGAGGAACAUGCCCACGUUCUGGAGCUCCCUCUUGCUGAUUGCCAGCGCCAGUUCCAGAUGAUGUUUUAAUCCUGUAAAAGUAGCCCACAGGUGACAGGUGUGCAGUGACAGGUGUCCCAGCCCAGCAGGGCAGCUCCUCACAUAGUUAGCACAUUCCACAAGAUUUUUCCUAGGUGGAGAAGGAAACAGCCCAAGAACUAAACCUUGCACCAAAUGGAACUGUUGCUGAGUGCUGCAUGACUUGCUUCAUUGCAUAAACUUUGCCCAUAACAGCCAGAGAAGAAAAGGUAAGGCGAGGGAAGCAUGGAGAAUGUAAUCCCAGCAGUGGGAGGGAUGCACUGAUUGGGAACAAGGCCCAGGAAAUAUUUAAUUUUUAUCAAGUAAGUGGUAAACUUGAGUGCAAAUUGCCCUAGAAGAAAAAGUUGGAACAUUUCGUAAACCAGUUGUGCUCUAAUCCAGAAUGUGAUCCUUUCCAUUCCUACGAGCUGCUCACCCUUUCUGAGGGUGUUUUCCUCUGUGUCACACAGGGACAGUGACUUUUUUGGGGCUGAUCUGGCUGUGCUCUACAAACCACACAGGUAUCAUUAACAGAAGUGUCAGAGGCUUCUGCUGUCUACGGGGGGCACAGAAUUCACGUAUUCCCGCUUUCCAGUGUUGUUUAUUCCUGAUUUUGUGCUGUUUCCUGCUGUCUCAAGUGAACAGGAUGUUUGUACCUUCCUGGUCCCUCGGUCAGGACUAUGUGCAAAACCCCUGGAACUGCAUUUGUUCCACAGGUUUGGAUUAUGGUCUAGAAAGCAAAUAAAUGAACUUUUAUGGCAUGAAUUUGCCAUAUGUAAAACAUUCCCGAGUGUUCCCAACAACUCCUCUGGUGCUGUGGUGUAUUUGAACUGCCUGUCAUUAACAUCAAAUAGUGGCAAAAGGAAUGAAGUGGGGACUUGUAUUGCAGCAAUACAAUGUGUUUUAUUUUACUGGGAACAUGUUAUAACUUUUAAAUCUAAGGGAAAGCACUUGCAUAAGCAGAAAAGAUCAACAAAUACAGCUUUUACCUCAUCCACCAAAGGCUACUGUUUCUUGAUUUUAAUUUUUAAUUAACACUGUGAUAUUGUAAAAUGCAUCCCUGGACUGUGAACAUCCCGUGUCAUUUGUGCUGUUACAGCCAAAAAGAUAAUUCAAAAUUAAGAAAAUAAAUGUAAGUCCCAUGCUCUGCAGGCUCCUCAGAGCACAUGGACCUGAUGCUGGAUUUGGGUAGAUGAUGAUAUCACGCCUGAAUCUCCUCACAGCAACCAAAAGGGAGUCAAAAUUACAACUAGUUUCUUUUCUAAAUGAUUCUUUAGCUCCACGAUAUAUUUUUUCCAUAGAAAUUGGUGCAGGCUUAGAGUUCCUGUAUUGAGCCCUGAGGCAAAGAAUGCUAAGAUGAAGCUUUGGAGAAAACUGACCAAAACACUUUUCUGUUACAGGUCAUGAAAAAUCAUUGUGGCUGCAAUUUUUAUACAUUUCUAACUAUGAAAGGACUCAUUUCCAUCCCUUCAACAUUUCUACAGCUCAGUCUUCAUGAAGGUUGUGUCUGCACUUGGGAAGAGAAGCUGAUGUCAGAUAAGUGCUCUGAUAGUUACCACAUGGAUUUACACAGCCUGGGAAAUACAUCAGACCCUGACUCCAUGGCUACUCAAAUUUGUUGCCUUCUCACUUGGCCUGAACUGAUACUUUGAUUUGUUAAUGAACCAUUGAUUCAGGGUGAAGCAGCAGGACAACUGAAAACAGGAGUUCACUAAUAAAAACAUUUCCUUCUUAAA